AACGAGCAGGAAGCGAUGGAUUCACAUGCGAUCCGGUUAGGGUUUUGUGCUGCAUGUGAAAUAUUUCGCGGGGUCAAGACGAAACACCAACCAACCCUCCUCCACAGCAUAAGCGGAAUAUAAAUACUGAGACGUAAACUCGUUUUCCUUGGUCCUGCCCACACUCUCUUUCUUUUCUCUUUCUUUCAAUACAACAACAACAACAACAAAACAUGGUUAAAGUUACUGUUUGCGGUGCUGCUGGUGGUAUCGGUCAACCCCUUUCUUUGCUCUUGAAGCAGUCCGAGCUUGUCUCGCACUUGUCCCUUUACGAUAUUGUCAACACUCCCGGUGUUGCUGCUGAUCUCAGCCACAUUAACACCAAGUCCAAGGUCACUGGCCACGUUGGUGCUGACCAGCUCGAGGAGGCUAUCAAGGACUCGGACAUUGUCGUGAUCCCAGCUGGCGUUCCUCGCAAGCCUGGCAUGACCCGCGACGACUUGUUCAAGAUCAACGCUGGUAUUGUCCGUGGCUUGGCCACUGCUGCUGCCAAGUUCGCGCCCAAGGCUUUCAUGUGCAUCAUCUCCAACCCCGUCAACUCGACUGUCCCUAUCGUUGCCGAGGUCUUCAAGAAGCACAACGUCUAUGAUCCUCGCAGAAUCUUUGGUGUCACAACGCUCGACAUUGUCCGGGCUUCGACUUUCAUUGGUGAAUUGAUCGGCAAGAGCCCCAAGGAUGUUGAAUGCAAGGUUCUCGGUGGCCACAGCGGAAUCACCAUCCUGCCCUUGUUGUCGCAGGUCCCUGGCACCGACAAGUUGUCUCAGGAACAGAUCGAAAAGGUCACCAACCGUAUUCAGUUUGGUGGUGAUGAGGUUGUCAAGGCCAAGGAUGGUGCUGGUAGCGCCACCUUGUCCAUGGCCUUCGCCGGUGCUCGUUUCGCUUUGAACGUCAUUGAGGCUGCCGUCAACGGUACUUCCGUCACCGAAUGCACCUACAUUGACUUGGCUGCUGCUGAUGCUGACGCUGUCCAGUCGGUCAAGGAAGCCACUGGCGACGACUCGCUCACCUACUUCUCUCUUCCCGUCGAGUUGGGUCCCAAUGGUGUCAAGAAGGCUUUCCCUAUCGGCUCUCUCUCUGAUUACGAAAAGACCCUGUUCACUGCUGCCGGUGCUGAGCUCAAGGGCAACAUUGCCAAGGGUGCUGCAUUCGAGUAAAGUGCAACCUCAUCUACCACGACAUACGACACAUACAAACACACGCUCUCAAUUUCCUCUUUUCCUGUGCAUAAAAAAACAUACCAUACACUUCUUCCCCCCGAGCCGUUUAAGCCCUAAAAAGAAGGUCUAGCUGUACAUAUACGAUAUAGCAUGUCUGCCUUUUGUUUCAAACUGUAAAUGUAUCAAUAAAACUCCAAAUAUUACGGGAACAU
Zychaea mexicana is the source of this 1408-nucleotide messenger RNA. Its product is annotated as malate dehydrogenase, NAD-dependent. Bases 213 to 1193 code for a protein of 326 amino acids. The transcript is spliced from 4 exons. Gene Ontology annotation, cellular component: cytoplasm. Lineage: Eukaryota; Fungi; Mucoromycota; Mucoromycetes; Mucorales; Lichtheimiaceae. The record is from RefSeq and is a predicted model, not a curated record. Gene Ontology annotation, molecular function: L-malate dehydrogenase (NAD+) activity. Gene Ontology annotation, biological process: tricarboxylic acid cycle; malate metabolic process.